UGGCAUAAGCGUAAUUUGAUUCGAUCGUGGGUUUGUUGUGGGUUUACGUCACAUCCUCCUAGUCUCUUCCUUAGGAAGGGAAAGCUCUUGUAUUAUCGUAAUUUCAGGAAAUAUUUUUAUAGUAUUUGAAGCUUUAUACAAGAAACAAGACGCCAUGUUUUCCUUUAACAUGUUUGAUCACCCUAUCCCUCGCGCUUUCCACAACCGCUUCUCCACUCAGUACCGCUGCUACUCUGUGUCCAUGUUGGCUGGACCCAACGACCGGUCAGACGUCGAGAAAGGCGGAAAAAUUAUCAUGCCCCCAUCUGCAUUAGACCAGCUAAGCAGACUUAAUAUCACAUACCCUAUGCUGUUUAAACUGACCAAUAAAAACUCAGACAGAAUGACACACUGUGGUGUUUUGGAGUUUGUUGCUGAUGAAGGGAUCUGUUACCUGCCCCACUGGAUGAUGCAGAACCUAUUAUUGGAAGAAGGAGGUUUGGUCCAGGUUGAAAGUGUUAAUCUCAUGGUGGCAACAUACUCUAAAUUUCAGCCUCAGAGUCCAGACUUCUUGGACAUCACAAACCCCAAAGCUGUACUAGAAAAUGCUUUGAGAAACUUUGCCUGCUUGACAACUGGUGAUGUCAUUGCCAUCAACUAUAAUGAAAAGAUCUAUGAGCUACGUGUCAUGGAGACCAAGCCAGACAAAGCAGUGUCCAUUAUCGAAUGUGAUAUGAAUGUUGACUUUGAUGCUCCACUUGGAUAUAAAGAGCCAGAGAGACCUACACAGCAUCAUGAGGAACCAGCAGAUGAAGAGACAGACCCGAGUAAUUACGAGAUGGAUCUUGGAUUCAGAGCUUUCACAGGCUCUGGGAAUCGCCUUGAUGGAAAGAAGAAAGGCAUUGAGCCAAGUCCUUCUCCCAUGGUACCAGGUGACAUCAAACGGGGUAUUCCGAACUACGACUUCAAAGUUGGGAAGAUCACUUUCAUCAGAAACUCCAGACCACAGCCUCGGAGAACAGAAGAGGAUGACACACCCAGUAGCUUCAUUGCAUUCUCAGGAGAAGGCCAGUCAUUGCGCAAGAAGGGGAGGAAACCAUGAUUAAACCACAAGUAGACCAGAAAAAAAACAAUAAAAGCAUCUACAAACUA
Molecule: messenger RNA, 1131 nt
Organism: Tachysurus vachellii
Lineage: Eukaryota; Metazoa; Chordata; Actinopteri; Siluriformes; Bagridae
Gene: ufd1l
Product: ubiquitin recognition factor in ER associated degradation 1
Exons: 12
Coding region: 155-1081 (308 amino acids)
Cellular component (GO): VCP-NPL4-UFD1 AAA ATPase complex
Molecular function (GO): polyubiquitin modification-dependent protein binding
Source: RefSeq, a predicted model, not a curated record